Anolis sagrei ordinatus is the source of this 942-nucleotide messenger RNA. It is a transcript of the gene SNU13, whose product is annotated as small nuclear ribonucleoprotein 13. Lineage: Eukaryota; Metazoa; Chordata; Lepidosauria; Squamata; Anolidae. Gene Ontology annotation, cellular component: cytosolic large ribosomal subunit; small-subunit processome; box C/D methylation guide snoRNP complex. Gene Ontology annotation, molecular function: RNA binding. The record is from RefSeq and is a predicted model, not a curated record. Gene Ontology annotation, biological process: ribosome biogenesis; maturation of SSU-rRNA; mRNA splicing, via spliceosome.
UCAUAGCCUGGCCCCUUCCUUCAGACGUCACUUCCGGCAGUGCGUUUUCCUUGCGUUCCGCAUUUAUUUCCUCCGUGAAACUCCCGGGCUGAACGGAUCGGGGCAACAUGAACGAGGCAGAAGUAAAUCCGAAGGCUUAUCCACUUGCAGACGCUCAACUCACCAAGACUCUCCUAGAUCUUGUGCAGCAAUCCUGUAACUACAAACAGUUACGCAGAGGUGCUAAUGAAGCCACUAAAACCUUGAACAGAGGAAUUUCUGAAUUCAUUGUAAUGGCUGCAGAUGCUGAGCCCCUUGAGAUCAUCCUUCACCUCCCACUACUUUGCGAAGACAAAAACGUGCCCUAUGUGUUUGUACGCUCCAGACAGGCCCUGGGACGGGCAUGUGGUGUUUCUCGGCCUGUCAUCGCUUGCUCCAUUACUAUCAAAGAAGGUUCACAGCUGAAGCCCCAAAUACAGUCUGUACAACAAGCCAUUGAAAGACUUUUGGUCUAGAUCUCUUGGGCCAGUCAUAUGAAACAAAAAUAAUUUGAAAUGUUUGUUUCACCAUUCUAUCCAAAUCUUGCUAUUUGUACAGUGCUUUUUAGUUUUUUAUUGUUUAGCAAAUAAAUAAAUAUUUUCCAUCUCUGUUGCUCAGUCAUACUGUUUCUUAGUUUUUUAACAAAAGAAUGCUCGGGCAAUUUAAAAUCAUCUCCGUGAAGGUAUGUCUAGUGGGAUUAAAUUAGGUUAAUUGUCCUUUUUGUCAAUGGAGAAAUUUUAUUUGGAGAUCAGUUGCUCAUUAACUACUUUGAGUUCUAAUAAAUAGAAAGCAUAUUUUUAUGGCUGACAUGAUGGCCCUCUGAAGAUAUUUUUAUUAUAUCCUCUGCUUUUAUGAACAAAUAUGGAAAAGACCAGUGUUUACCCUUGAUAAGAGUAUUGUAAGAAAUAAAUGGCAGUUUUACAA